This is a messenger RNA of Xyrichtys novacula (pearly razorfish), 12487 nucleotides long. Lineage: Eukaryota; Metazoa; Chordata; Actinopteri; Labriformes; Labridae. The record is from the annotation of a GenBank genome assembly.
UUCAGGUCAUGCUUAUGAAACUAAAAAUAUAAUAGACAGUUCCACAACCGUUACUAAAACCCAUCCCCCUAUUACAACAGUAACAUGUGGCCUGAUAGACAAUUUGCAUUGUCUGAGGUCCUUUAAUAAAUGUUUUGGCAAUUACCAUGUGGCAUUCAUUUGAUAGUGUCUCCUUUAGUUCAGAGUUGACACUUUUCUUGAGCGUUCGGUAAUGGAAGUGUCAUAUUACCAUUACUAUUUCCAUUACUAUUGCUGUGAAACAGGCUUCAUUGUUACACAAAAAUAAACCUUUUUUUAUCCAAAUGUAUUACAGUUCCAAAAUUGGAAAUCAAGAAUUUAUUUAACCAUAGCUAAAUGUGAGCCCCAAAUCAAUCUUUUUGUCAAUCAAAAUGUUCAAAGCUGUUUUUGCUUUUUAAUGUGUACUUAUGCUUUCGCAAUUGCUCUGAAUGGUUUUAUUGACAAAUAUCCCUUUUUGGGAUUGAAAUGUUAACAGUCAGUUAUGUUGCUCUUUAAAGUUAAUAUGAUAAACAGGAAUAUAGCCUUUGUAUGCUACUUUACUUUUAGUAUUCAUUGCAUUGCAUUUAAAGAACAAAUGAGGAGAACAUUGAAAUCAGGUAUAAAAGGUCAAACUAUGACUUAAAAUUCAAAAUUGGAAUCUAAAGUAUAAAAAUGACAAGUAUAAAUACUGAGUUGAACAAAAUCAAAGUGUGAAAUAAAAAAUCCAAUCAUGUUUGACUCGCAUCACUAUUUCCAUGGCUGGUGCAAGUGAGCGUUUACCGAUAGGAGGCGGUAGUGCACCGGUGAUGCAGAAAUCUCCCGCUAAAUUUGAUAACGAACAAGACGUGGUUUCUGACAGAAAAUGGCUGACGGGGACUGUGGAGCAGAUUUCCUCUGGCUUCAUGCGUAAUUUUUAGGGCGUCCCUUAGUUGAGCAUGCACUGUUGCAAUUAGCUGAAAAAUAUCAUGUUCAAGAAGGCGAAAAGAGCGAACUUUAGGCGGAGAAAUGAGUCUGACGAGGAUGAGCAGGACGAGGGUCGGCAGCCGCCUCUCGCGCCGACACUGUUCGGGCCUGUCGGUGAGGAGAUCCCGUUCAUGGAGUCCACUGUGAACAGCGGUAACGGAGCACCGGGCAGCACGGACAAUAUCCACAGUAACGGCUUCCUAUCAAACGUUAACACUUUUAGAGCUGCGAAGAAAGAUAAGAAAAUCAAAGAACCAGCUACCGUCGUGGUGUCCGGACCAACAAAAGCAAGUUUGCUGAGUUUCGACGACGAUGAAGGUAAAUUAUUUACCGAUGCUAACGGUAGCCUGAGAAACGUGCUGUUUCUGUAGUUUAGGAUUAACUUAACGCUUGAUAUUUAAGAGUGUAAACUAAUCUUUGUUAACUCUAACCAUUUUAGAUGUUAAUCCUUUUCUCAAUAAUCCCUCUUAAGACCGGCACAUUGUGCUCACGUGUGUGGAUAACUAACCAACUGCUCACUUUCACUUGCUGACCUGAAUGUAAACAGAAGGAUCCGAGGUGUUCAGGGUGAAGAAAUCCAACCACAGCAAGAAGAUCGUGAAGCAGCUGAAGAAGGAAUACAAAGAAGAUUUGGAGAAGUCUGGAAAUGUCAAACAAGAAAUCAAAUCAGGUGGGAGAGAGUUACUGUCCAUUUGGGUCAAUAUCUGUCUCACUGUUUGAGUUAAAACAAUGAAAAUAAGACUUCACACACGUCAAUCAAACUUCAAAUACACAACAAUCCAAUACCACUUCUAAACCUGAAUAAUUCCAUAUAUGAAGCUUCUGCAUGUUCAGUUUGUAUUGACACGUUCAGACAGGUAAUACUUGUAUUACCUAUUUACUAUUAAAGACACAGUGAGUGAUAUUGGCACACUGUACUCUGGUGGAUCUGGCUGCAUUGAGUUGCAUUAGAUUGCCCAGGUGUUCAUGACAUUAUGAAUGUCAUAUGAUGAUAUUUUCUUUGGUAGCUCCCAAACGAACAAAAGCAAGAAGAAGCAGAUCAACAAAGGUUCAAAAUAGUGUAGAUAAAUAUUAAAAAAGAGUGAAGAGUAUAAGUGUAGUAACGAAAUAGAAAAGUAAUAUUUCCAGAUUUGAUUAUGAAACUUAACCUUAAAAUUUAUUACAAAUAUCAUUUAUUUUUGCACAACUGCACUUAAACUGGAAAGAAACCAGUAAAUAAGUUGAAUAAGAAGCUAAAAUAUGUGGUGCUACCACAAGAGGGAGGUAGAUCAAAGAAGAAUGGAGUUAUUUUCAGGGUUCCUAUGCAAGUAUGGAAAUAAAUUUGAUAAAUUUCCAGGUCUUAGAAAGUAUGAAAAAUGAUAAAUAAAGUAUGGUGAAAUAUUUAUGUUCCCAGACUAUUACCACAGCUCUAAAAUACUGUUUUAUAAAAUAGAAAAGUAGGUAUUACCAAAAAUAAGUAUGGAAAUUCCAACUGUGUAGGAACCCUUUAUUUUAUAUUAGCAAUAAAAUCAUCAUUGUAAUUACACAGUCUGCACAAGUUAAAAGGCAAUGUUAUACUGUUAUUAAUCAUUUUUUAAAAGCUAUUUUGGUUCUAAAUUGGAGAUCUCAAAAUAUAUUGGAAAAUGCUUGUUAUGGUGUAAGACUUUGUCCAUUUAAGCUUGCAUGCAGUUCUUAUAAGCAGACCUUGAAUACUGAUGCAUUUUUGAAAACAGGCAGAAAUCAGAUGUCAGUAAAAAACUCAACUUGUCAAUGGUCGUUUACCUGAAAUACCUAUAUUUUUUAUGAUAAUAAUUGAUUUUGGGGUAUCACAGUGCUCAGCCCAUGUUACAUGAUAUUACUUGUAUGUCGCUUUAUGUGUAUUACUUGUACUUUUGCAUGAGUCUCUCCUUGGGCUAAUCGCUUUGUGUCCCAUCUACCCAGAUACUGCUCUUCAGCCUGUGGUUUCCAUCAAAGAGGAAGUUACUAGCAGAGCAGGUAGUGAACAGGGGGAGGAAGAAAUGGAGGUGGACAGUGCUGAUGAGCAGGAGGAAGAACCGAAGAGUCAAGUAUCUAAGAGCACCAACGCUGGAGCAUCUUUCAAUACUCUUUCCUCCCUCGGCAGCCUGAGACCAGGUAUUACAUAAGCCCAGGUUUAAAAGUUUUUACAGAGCUUCAAUUACCAAGGCUGGUAAAAAAAAGACUUGAGUACUUUUGAAAAUACUCAUGUAGAGCUGGUGAUCAUUUUUAUAGUACUGCAUUAAUUGAAAUCUGAGUGAGUUCUAAUGGGUUCUGCUGAUCAUCUCAGGAUUGACCUCGUACUUGGAUGACAUUAAGCCCUGUCUCCCUCUUCUCUAGGUGAAAUACCUGACGCAGCAUUUAUCCAUGCUGCCAGAAAGCGCCGCCAACUAGCUAGAGAGCUGGGAGGUGAAGCUCCACUGGUAGAGACAGAGACUCCCAAGAAACGCAUGAUAGGAGAAGAUCAAGACGCCAGCGACGACGAAGACGAGGAGGAGAAGAGGAUACGCUUCAGUGGAGUCAAGAACAAAAGCCAGAGACAGAAGAUCGCUGAGGAGAUAGGUAGCGUGAAGAUGUCACACGCCAGGCAUCUCAGUGGCACACUGCUGUCUUAAAUGAUAACACUGUAAUGUCUCUAAGGUGAUGAUUUCCUUGUCUAUUGUGCAGGCAUUGAGGGUAGCGAUGAUGAGGCUCUGGAUACAGGUCAAGAUGAGGAGGUGAGCCGUUGGGAGCAGGAGCAGAUAAGAAAAGGAAUCAGCAUACCACAGGUAAACUGUAACUAACUCUCUGAACAUUUACAUUUGCUUAUUGAUCUCUGACAGUUAACUAUAGAUGUUUCUUUCCUGCUUUAUCACUAUUUAAAUCAUUUAGUGCCUUUUUGCUGUAUGAGCAGCAGCUUCUUGUCAGCUCCAAAACAAUUGGUUGAUAAACAAGAGUGGAGGAUUGACAGCAAAUCACAAGAAAAGAUGAGCUUCCAUAGAGUUCUGGAAACAUGAAAGUGUAAAAAAAAUAUUAAUCCAUUUGAGAACACCACUUCUUGAUCUUUUAGAUCUUUUCCAAACUAUUCAGGUAUUGUUCCAAAGAAGUUAAAGUACAAAAAUAGGAUUGGUUGGUAGUGCAAUUAUCCAUUAUUGACUCACUCUCCAUUUUCAAAUCCCACCUGAAAACUCACGAUUUUAGACGGGCCUACUCUGACUAGCAUUUAAUGUUUUGCUGCAGAGUCCGGGCUUACAACUUUUUAUUUAAAACUUUGUUGUGUUGAUGAUUUGUCUAUUAAUUGUCCUGUAAGGUGUCCUUGAGUGCCCUGAAAGGCGCCUACAAAUAAAAUGUUUUAUAAUAAUUAUUAUUAUGAAUUGAUGUCAUAGCGAACUAAAACUAAAAGUGUUUUUCCUUAUUAUUUUAUGUGCAGGUCCAAAGCAGCCAGCCAGAGGACAACACAGUCUACUACCAGAACAGCUACGAGACCCAGCCGUACGGUGCCUCCUACAGCAUGCCGUUCACAUACAGCACUGUGGCGCCACCGACCUGCAAACCAACUGUCCGAGCAGACAACGGCUCUGUUCACUUCGGGGCCCCGAUUAGGGAUCUAACCCCGGUAUCCAUUGAUCUGGUAAAGAAACGCCUGCAGGAUAGGUAGGUUCCGUUAAAGACAGCAGCACUAUCGGUCUUGAGCUCAGGUGCUGCCAUGUCUGUGUGCUGUGGUCCUGGAGACCCGACAAAGCUAUCCACAAAUCUAACAGCCAAAGAGGCUUUUGGGGAGUCUGAAUGGGCUCUGCAUUUAUCCCCCCCACUCGCCAUGUUUUGAUUUUUUCCCUCCUUUUUCUUUCUUUUUAAGUAUAAUAAUUUAUCUGUUUUCAUUGUAUGGUUGUAUGUUAGUCAUUAUGAUUCAGCCAGGACUGACUUUCCCCAGCUUUAUCUAAAUGUCCCCCCCGCUGUCUCUCCCUGUAUGUCCUGUGCCUGCAGGCUCAGCCAAAUGCACGCAGGCCACAACGCUAACGCCAAGCGCUUCAAACAGAUCCAAGACGACCUCGCUGCCUCCGAGAGCACCAUACAGCAGCUGGAGGGCUCGUCCAAUGACAAUGCAGAGCAAUAUAAAUUCUUGCAAGAGAUGCGAGGGUAUGUUGGAGACUUGCUUGAGUGUUUCAGUGAAAAGGUAAGGGAGAAGUUAUCUGCUGUCCGAUUAGUUAUUUUUUCUGUUUUGUGUCUGUGUGAUCUCUGAGCUCUUGAUGUGGACGUAAAAGUGAUUCGAUUCUGUAUUGUGAAAUAUGAAGUCACACAAAGCCUCUUUGUAUCGUUUUGAUUUAGUGGAUUAUUCCUUACAGACUGGUUUUUAAGCUACUUCAUAGUGCAGCCAGUGUGCCAAAUAAACCACAGCUGUUUUUACUUUAUGACUUUACUCUCAGCAUUCUUUCAAACAUGUUUCUUUUCUUAACAAAGACAGUUCAUACUUAGCAGUAGGGCUGCAACUAACGAUUAUUUUGAUAAUCGAUUAAUCUGUCGACUAUUUUAAUAACUAAUCGAUUAAUCGGAUAAACAGACUAAAUUCAUCAAUGCAGCUGUUAAUAGCAAUAGCAUAGGGCUUUAGUUUAUCAUAUGAGUUUAUCUGCCAUGAGGUGUUGAGGUCUCUGCAUGUGUAGGUUACUGACUUACUGUAAUCAUCGUGUCUUUCUCGUCCUUAUAAAAACCUGCUCUAUUUCGGCGAGUGUCUGUCUUCUUCUGUAGUCAAACCGCAAGAUAUCAAAAUCUACCCGGAUACAGCAAUGCUGCUUUUUGAUUGGCUGUUCAGUAGAUAUACUUUAUUUGAUUGGCUUGCGCGUGGCACACAGCUUCUGAACUCUCGGAGAAACUCAGUUGAUUUCCACCUGUUCCAUAGUUAAAGAAGUGCAACUUGGUGGACAUCGCCAUGUUCAUUUAAAUGCGUGAGAAAUACAAUGUGUGGUGUGUGAGCAUGUGAAAGAGUGGGAAUGUGUCAUACGCGUGAGACUUGAGAGCCCUGUGCUCACACAUCAUCGAUGUACUCCCGUGCCAUGCAAAACGGGCUUUGCAAAUGUUGCACUGAACGCCUUCCUUUUCAGUCUUGGUAAAGUUUUCCCACACCACUGAUGUUUUAGGUCGGGAUUUGGGUUGGGUUCUGUCCAUGUUUUUCUCAGCUGCUGCCUCGGCCAUGGCUGUUUCUUUUCUGUGCGUCCUGCUGAUGUUUACACGCCGAUGUCCAUGGACAUAUAUAAAGACCCGACGAAUCGAUUACAGAAUUAGUUGGCAACAGAUUUUUUCGUCACGACGAAUCGACUUAAUCGAUUCGUUGUUGCAGCCUUACUUAGCAGUGAAACAAAGUUUGAAGCGAUUCUGAGCUACUUCACCGAAAAAAAUUUUCCCUCAUCAAGUCCACAGCUACUUUUGAAUGCAUGUCCAGUCAAGCUAAUCCAGCCUUAAUCCUCCUGUAGCAGGGAAGCACCUCUGAGUACACGGAUCAUAGAGAACCAACCUGCCAGCUGCUUACAUGUCACCCACUCUAAUGUCUUUUUGGACCCUGUUCGGUGACUUUGUGUCGGACACGGGACACUAAACAACAUUAUCUUUAUUGCCUGAUGUAGAGCAACAUCCAGACUGGAACUUGAUAUUGUUGGUGAUGGGUGUAAAUCGUGUACCGCUGAAGAUUCUGGACCAUUAAUUCUACAAGGAUUUUAACAUUUUUCCCCUUUUGUUAUAUUUUCAGUUCAGAUAUGUGGCUGAAUAAAUCCCCUCAAAUAACAAUGACAUGUACUGAGUUUUCACCCACCGCAAGCAAUAUCUCAGUCCCAGUAUUACUUUGUUUCCGUCAUGCUCCUCUUGUCCCUCCAGCAAAGACAUCCGUGUGACUCGGAGCCCCACCUUUGUUUGGGUUCAGAGGUCACAGAAGGCAUCAUAUCUUUCAGGUCCCUGCUGUCCUGGAGCUGGAGGCUGCCAUGCACCAGUUACUAAGGCAACGGGCCUCACGACUUGUCCAGAGAAGACAGGAUGAUAUUAAAGAUGAAUCGUCGGAGUUUGCAAGCCUUUCAAGUCAGUCCAUCUUGAAGGUUUUUAUGAUUUAUUUGAACAGCCUCGUUAGUUCUGCGUGAGUGUGUGUGUGUGUGUGUGUUUGUGUAGGCGUGUGUAUGCUCAAGUCUCGUGUCCCUCUACCUCCUUAUACCCUGAUGAGUGAGAUUAAGGUUAAUGGAUGUGUGAUUGUGAGUGAGUGAAUGAGUGAGUGAGCAUGUACAUACCAGGGAAAUGUUUUAUUAUCAGCUGCUUUUUAGCGGCUGAGUCUGACAGUCAGCUGGGUGCUUGUAGCUCAGCUCAAUCAAUGAGUCACUGAGUAAAGAUAAAAAAUCUUGUAAGUGACUUAUCACCUGUUACUUCUCUGUAACAUGUUGGGAGGUAGCAGCCAGGUAAGUGACUAGAGAUUGAACAAUUCAAAGUCAAAUUUAUCGCAUAUAUGUCUUGUUUCUGCUGGAACAUUUACAGACGAGAUGGUGUAGAUUAGGCCUGGGCGAUAUGGCAAAAAAAAAAGAUCACAAUAUAUUUUGUUAUAUCGUCCGAUCUCGAUUAUUAUCACAAUUUUUUUUUUUAAUUGCCGGUUUUAAAGCAUCUGUACUAAAAACUGAAGAAACUAGAGAUUAGUUCAACAUUUUAUUAACAUACGAAGUAAAUAACAAAGAAAACUUAGAAAAAUAUAAGAACAUUUUAACUCAACACUACAACAAAUGUAGAUAAAUACUAAAUAAUACAGUCAACUAGUUUACAGUCCUGAGCAUUUUUGCAGGUAUGCAAGACCCACUUAAAAGAAAUCGCCCCCUCAGGUAUAUUGAAGAUGCCUUAAAAUGUAAAGUAGAUGAUAUGAUUGAUCGCUGCUUUGGUCUGGUGGCUGCACCGCUAGUUGUGGCUAAACUGCUAAUGCUACUUGUGCAGUCAGCAGUGGCAGCCUGUGCAGACUCCGCCCAUAUUUUCAUGCUUUCCGCGUAAUCACUCAGGAAAAACUUCUUUAAAUCUUAAAACAGAUCUGUUGUGUGGCUGGUUUUUGAAAGCACCGAUCGCCGACAUAUCUUACACAUCAGCUGAAUUACUCGACGUCAGUUUGGAGAUACCUGAACCACCGCCACACAACCGACAUUAAGUAACUUCUCAACAAUAACAUCUUCGGAGGAUGACUCAAAGUCACAGCAGGAAAAGCUCGACUCUGAUUGGCUAUUGUCACACACAUUUCCACCAUGUUUGAUCGAGUAAAUAUGCUCUUAGCUGAUCACCGUGAUCGUACUAAAAUUUAUUACAAUCAUCGAUCACAGUCAUAUAAUCGCCCAGUCCUAGUGUAGAUCAAUAUUUUGUUGCUAGUUCAUUAAUUUAAAUCAUUUCCUGAUUUGCUAUGAAAGUAUUUGAAGGCAUUUUGGAUUAGUGAUUAAACUCAAAGUAGAAACUAAUUCUAUCUAAGAUCUGUGAUUUCACAUGCCCAGAAUAAUAAAUCAUUUUUAGCUUGUCUCAGCUUUUUGUUACUGGUACUAACAUUUCUCCUGUCUCUUGUAGAUAAAGCUGUCAUGGCUCCUAGUCUAGAUUCAUUCGGUCGAGAUCGCACCGCUUACCAAGAGCACAGUCGCCAGAGAAGGAUAGCGGAGAGAGAGGCGAGACGGUACGAUGUUCAUUUGUUCUCAAAGACGUUCAUACAGGGUUCCUACACAGUUUGGAAUUCCAUACUUUUGCAAACCCUACUUUUUAGAAUAAUUUUUGGAAAUACCUACUUUUCUAUUUUCAGAAUCCAGUAUUUUAGAAAUGUGGUAUUAGUUUGGAAACAUAAAUAUUUUUCCAUACUUUAUUUUUCAUUUGCCAUACUUUUUAAGACCUGGAAAUUGAUCAAAUUUAUUUCCAUACUUGCUUAGGAACCCUGUUCAUACUUCUUGGUGUUCACCUUUUUUUUUCUGGGCUAAAGGUAGAGGUUCUACCUAGCAACAAAUCUCUAACUCAGACUUUGAGGAUGUCAGUUUAAAGAUACAGAAAAUGUGGUCCGUACUUUGAGCCGUCUGCCUUUGUGCUUGUCGUAUGCAGAACUCGACGGCGACAAGCGAGAGAGCAAAAUGGAAAGAGGGCGGAGCAUAAAGAGGGCUUAUCAUCUGAUGACGAGGAAACUUCCACUGACAUCACAAGCUUCAACAUGGAGAAAGGUACGCUGAAGUUAUCGCAGACUACAGAGAUUUUUAAAAAAGAGUUAAUCGAAUGCAGGUCAGGUAUUCUGCUGCCUGUGCUUUACUGAAGUCUUUCAUCUCACUCAGAUCGUAUCACCAAGGAGUGUAAAAAAGCGUUUGAGGACGUGGUGGAGGACUUCCACUCGAUUGACUACAUCAAGUCCCAUUUUGAAGUGUGGAGGAGAGAGUACGCUGACUGUUACAGAGACGCUUACAUCGGCCUUUGUCUGCCCAAACUUUUCAACCCUUUGGUCCGUCUGCAGCUGAUCACCUGGAACCCUCUGGAGGUGAGAUAAACACACAGACGGUUUUUUGAUUUCAAGUUCUCCUUCAGUGUAAUCUGAAACCUAUUCUUAUGUCCUCUGCUCCAGGCCAAUUGUGCAAAUUUCGAGUACAUGCUCUGGUUCGAGUCUCUGCUGUUUUACGGCUUCGAGGAGCACAGCAUUCUGCAGAAGGGAGAUGGGGAUAUCAGUUUAUUGCCUGCUAUUGUGGAGAAGGUCAUCCUCUCCAAACUGACAGGUAGACAAACACACCCACAGCUACUUGGAGCACACUAGGACUUGCAUUAUGUCAAAUGUGCUUUAUGUAUUUACUACUUCCCUGUGGUUGUGCGUCAGUGUUGGCAGAACAAGUGUGGGACCCACUGUCGAGCAGCCAGACUGCCAACCUGGUGGGCUUCAUUCACAGAUUGAUGAAAGGCUACCCUACGGUGCUGCACGGAGACAAUCGCUACACACAGGUACAGUCCACAUGCAAAGCUAAAGUUUGAUUUCUAAAAGUUGCAUCAUACUUUGUUCUUUCUGUUAGACACUGUUAUCUUGAUUCCUUUUUCCCUCUUCUUUCUCCCUCAGGAGCUUUUGAAAACAAUUAUCUUUAGAGCCAGGCGGACUCUGGAUGAAGACGUCUUUCUUCCGCUCUAUCCUAAAAAGUAUGUUUCAGAGGAGUCAACAUCACACGCUGUCCUGUAUUUAUCAUUAACGUGUCAGAUGAGCUUGUAUAACUGAUUUUAAAAAAAUCAAUUCUGCUUUUGUUUAGUGUGUUAGAGAACAAAAACUCUGGACCCUACUUGUUCUACCAGAGGCAGUUUUGGACCUGUGUGAAGGUACAUAGAGAAUUUUCAUACAGACAUCAGCAAUCUAAUCUCAUUUUCACCACAAGCCUGAAUAACUGUUGUCGUUUAUCGACCAAAGGGAGCUGAUCUGUUUGAUUUGAAGCUCUUUUUGUUUCCUCUGUGCACAGCUGCUCAGCAACAUCCUGCAGUGGGAAGGCGUCCUGUCCAGUUCCUGUCUUCGGGAUCUAGCUUUAGACAGCACUCUGAACAGAUACAUCCUCUCUGCCCUGCAGACCACAGAUACAUGUGAGGAAAAUGUCCUCAAGUGCCAGAAGGUGGGUCAAUACAGCAACCUCCGUGAAUAUGAAUAAAGCCUGUUUUGUCGUAUGGAGUAAAGGAGCUGAUGAUUUUGGAGUUGAUGGGGGUCUAUAAAGAAAACCUGAUGGCAAACGGCGUCCUGUAGUGUCCCACUCUUGUUGUAAAACCUUACACAUCUCUCUUUGGCUCAGGAAAGAUUUAAUCUGUUGCCUGUAAAGUACAAGUACCAGAACAUAAAACCCCCAAAUCCUCUUUUUAUAAGUUGUAAAAUUUAGUGUCUUCUCCCAUCAACUCUGCUUAAUUAAGAUUUAAAACACGGCCAAGGUCGUUUUACUAGCUCCAAACUGUUGGCCCAUUUUAAAGCCUUUAUGACCUGAUUCCUCUAGUUUGACAGUCUCAUUACUUUGAAUUUGAAAAUUGAAUUUGAGUGUCCCAGAAAAAAAAGAAUACUAACUUUAAUGGAACUUUACUUCCUAAACUGGAUCUACUCACCUCCUGUCUGACUCAUGCUGAAACUUCUUUGUAUUCAUCAGUACAGAAGUUUCUAAAAUUGAUCAUGAACCAAUUGUAGUCAUCUGAGUAGCGGAAAGUGUGAAAAGUAGAUGAGAGGCACUUGUAUUCAUAAAACUAGCCUCUCAGGAACGGUCAUUGUGAGUGGCCUCCCUCCACCCACUCGAGCCAAAAGUUUUAACCUGACGAAUGCUCCUGCUCAGCCAGUCAAGUUUGGCUGUUUUUGACUUCUUAAACUCGGUCUAACAUGGCUGAUAUUUAAUCUCUUGUCUCUGCUUUUAUUAUUUUUUCUCCUCAGGUGGUGGAGUGUUUGCCAGCACAGUGGUUCGCUGCGCUGAAGGGCCAGCAAACGUUUCCUCAGUUGGAGCCGUUCUGUCGCUAUGUCACCCACUUGGCAAACUCUUUGCACCGCAGCACUUUGGGAGGGAGCGAUACAGAAAAACGCGCUGCCAAGUAAGAUGUUCUGCCAAGAUGAAAAGUACAACACAAGUUUCAGUUUAUUUGCUGGUCAAAGUGGAGGACUUUGAAGUGUUUUAGCUCCCUCUGCUGGUACAUAGUGGGACUGUUUCAAAGAAAGUGUAUCAGGAGGGCUCCUUUUUUUUAAACAUUACAUUUAUGUCAAAAUUUUGGUGUGUUAAUAUCAUACGACUUUUUAAUCCUUUUCAUAAUCUGCCAACAGAGACCAAAUCAAAGACCUGUUGAAGAUGUUGGGCCAGAUGAACGCCCUGGACCACAUCGUCGCUGUGGCGGCCGAGCACGGCGUCAAAGACAUCAAGCAACUCUUUGAAGCAAAGUCCUAAAGAUGUUGAAUGCGAAGGCAACUUUUGCUUUGCGAUCAAGACAUGUGAAGCCAUAGGAUCAUGGAGUCAGAUCCCUUGGAAGAGUGUGCGUGAAUCAAACUCUGCAGUCUUUUCAUUGACUGAAAAGUAAGAGCUUCAGUGUAAAUACUGUGAAUAAUGUAUAGAAAGUUGUGCUCCCACGUCCAUCAACACUAGACCGAUGCUGAAAUGAGGCCUUGUUUCGUCAGCUGUAAAAUACCACUCAUUUUUACAGCAUGCUUGCAGUGUUUUAGUACAUAAUUUAUUCAGAAGAAACAACUGUUCACAUCCGUUUGGAAAAUGUCUGAUCUCCAACAGACAUAAUACAACUUGACUCUGUAAAAAAAAAAGCUUUACCACCUUUUAGUCCCCUCACAUACUAAACUCUCCUGUAUGUGCCAUACGAACUCCUCAGUCACAGACGGUCUAACAUGUCCACUCACAAAGACCGACAGCUGGUCUCCUGCUGCUCUUUGGGGACAGCUGGUAGGGUUGUUAUUCAAACCCCAUCAUGUACCUGUGGAGAUCUUCUGCCACCUAUGGAUCCACCUGAUGGCUGUACCAGAGCGGAGGGCUUUGUUUUCAGAUUUGUACAACUUUCGUUUUGGUAUUUUAUUUGCCUGUGAAUAAAAAGAAUUUGAACGAUA